Messenger RNA from Rhizoctonia solani, 2244 nucleotides. RefSeq names its product Conserved oligomeric complex COG6. The transcript is spliced from 11 exons. Bases 1 to 2244 code for a protein of 747 amino acids. Lineage: Eukaryota; Fungi; Basidiomycota; Agaricomycetes; Cantharellales; Ceratobasidiaceae. The record is from RefSeq and is a predicted model, not a curated record. Gene Ontology annotation, biological process: intra-Golgi vesicle-mediated transport. Gene Ontology annotation, cellular component: COG complex.
AUGUCAAGUCCCAUCUCUUCCGUAACUCCUAAGCUGAAUACAUCAUCAUUAAGUCCAGGAAACCGAAGAACAUCCAGUGCUGCUUCACCUGCGACUCGCAAUCCACUCUCGCUACGUAUCUACAAAGUCCUCGGAGCCAAUUUCGAUGACCCGUCCACACGUGAAGCUUUCGAGGCGCUAGUCGAGUACUAUCCCCCGGAGAACGAAGCGCACUAUUCAAAUAAACAAGAUAGUUCUAAAGCUACAGCUGGCGCAGAUUCUGAUAGUGAUACAGAAAAUGAGAACGAUCCUUGGGCUGUGAAAUGGCCGACGCGGGCUCAGUCAACUCCUGUUGUAGGCCUCGGGCCAGGGACUACUGCCGCACGGGCACGACAAAACCUACAACGCGAUGUUGAAGGAAGGCUGGCAGACGGAGGAAGGGAAUUCUUAGAGGCGUUUGGGGAAGUGGAUAAGAAAUUGGAUGUACUGCGAGACCACGUCCAAGUUAUGAACUUACAAUGCGAGGCCAUGGAAACUCGCUUACGAACGACCAAUCAAUCAUGCAAAUAUCUGUUAGAACGGGCAGAAGGCCUGCGUGCCCAACAACAAACUACUAACACUCGCCAGGAAAUAAUUGCUUUAUUUUUGGAUCGCUUUACUCUUAGUGCCGCAGAAUUGGAAGCAAUAACGUCUCGCGAUAUUCCCGUAGGUAAACAGAUGUUUGACGCCAUGGACAAACUCGAGCGUAUUCGAGAGGAUUGUCGAGUAUUAAUGACCGGAGAGGGAGGAGAAACUAAAGCCGGAUUAGAUAUCAUGUCUUCCACUUCGGAACAGCUCGAGGAAGGGUUCCGAAAGCUUCACCGAUGGUGCUUGUUUGAAUUUAGACAACUUGGUCGGGAUGCCCACGUAGAAGUUGAACCCCUAAUGGCGGAAGCUGUUCGUCGGCUACGAAAAAGACCAGCCCUUUUGCAAGAGUCGUUGGAUGUCCUGGCAUCCGUUCGCCAAGCAACGUUAUUGAACGCAUUUUUAGCAGCCCUCACGCGCGGAGGGCCCGCUGGAUUACCGCGCCCUAUUGAACUACAUGCCCAUGACCCGACCCGAUAUGUCGGGGAUAUGCUAGCUUGGGCAAUGGCUGGAGAACGUGAAUUUCUUGACGGACUUUUCGGUAUCAAAGCCGAAAGAAGAAUGGUCGGUAGCGUACGAGAACCAAAGAGCGGAGAGGAGGAAUCUUGGAUCAGGGUUUUAAUGGAUGAGGAUUUGGAGAAACUGUGUACUCCCCUGAAGGUUCGAGUACAACAAACUAUACGAUCUCAGGAAGGUAGCAUUACUUCCUAUAAGAUCGCCAAUUUGCUUGAAUUCUACAUGAUUAUCAUGCGACGGACAGUGGGAGAAGAAGCCAUCUUGUCUAGGGCGCUCUCCGAGUUAACAGAGAUUGCAUAUACUGUCUUCUUUGAUACUCUGGCAGCACAUGGAAGAAGCCUCCUAAGAUUCUUGCAUCCUGCUGAAGAUGAUCUUGCUGCUCCGAUCUCGCUUCGAGAUGCUGCUCAAGUUCUCAAAGAGAUCAUGGCUGUAUAUGAUUCUUCUUUAUUGCGUGACGAACACCAGGGAGGAAUCUCUUUGAAUGGCGAAAUGCAGAAUUUCGAUACCACCUUGGCAGCAAUGGUAGACCCAAUGCUCGAGAUGUGCCGGCGAAUGGCUGCCCUACGAGAGAAGGGAGAGAAGGGAGAGAAAUGGGAAACUGCGAUAUUUAUGAUCAACUGCUUAACAUAUCUUCAAGGAGUUCUUCAAGGGUUCUCCUUUACGGCUGCCAGAGCAUCCGAGCUUGAUCAAUUGAUCGAUGAAUAUCAGGCUACGUUGACUGAGGAGCAUUUCGAAGACAUGCUCAAUGAAUCUGGACUACAAGAGCUAUACAAACACAUUGAUUCCAAGAGCCCAGAAGAGCCUCUCUCUCGGCUACCUGGUGCAUCUGGGUUAGAGCUCACUGCUGUCCUGACAUCCUUCGAUGCCUUUCUCUCUAUACUCGAUCCGAUCUCCUCGCCUCGACUGGGCUUACUCAGAGCACCUAACCCUCGCAUAGCAACGCGAAUCCAUCAGGAUGCUCUAGAACGGGUAGGGAGAGUAUACUUGCGUGUAGUUGAAGAGGUCCGAGCUCCUAAGAAUAAAUACGAGGCGCCCCAGAGUUUGCUUGGAUCGAGGCGUCCGUUUGGGCAGGAGUCAGUCCUAUGGCAAGUUUUAGGCAUCGAAAAUAAUGGCACGGCCAAGUAG